AUGGCGCGCGAGGAGGUGAAAGCGGACCUGCUUAAAUUCCUUUCGCUUCUGGUGACUUUUGUCUUUCUGGCGCUGAGCGUGGGCGUGGCCUCUUGCGGCCUCUGGAUCUGCUUCGACUCGGGAAGCCUCGUCGCCGUCCUUUCUUCCGAAUCGGAGGAGCUGCGGGUGCUGGGGGCGGGGCUUCUGUUCAUCGGCGCCCUGGGGACGGCGUCCGGCCUGCUGGCCUUUUUCGGAGCGCGCUGGGAAAAGAGAAUUCUCCUGCUGAUUUGCGCGUGCGGGCUGCUCUUCCUGCUAGUGUGCUGCAUCAGCCUUCUCCUACUUCUGCUGCUCAGCAAGGGCCAGAUCGAGGAGAAGGCGGACGCGGCCGUAGGUCGUAUGAUACUCGUCUACAUUGGCCACGGGCGACGAGAUGGCCUCCUGGAUGACCUCCAGCACCAAGCGGAGUGCUGCGGCCUGACGGGCCGGUCCGAUUGGCUGCGUAACGCCUUCGUCCAGACGCUCAACGUCACCGAUUUGCUUCCAUGUUCGUGUUUGCGCACGCUUCCGCGUGACUCGGAGACCGCGUGGUGCUCGUCGGACGGCGAGGUCGCGCAUGAGCAGCCACAUCACGCGCAGGGGUGUGCCGAGCGGCUGUCCAGUUGGUUGCACGAGAACACGGUGACCGUGGUAGGACUGGACGUGGGCCUGAUGGUGGCGCAGGUCCUGCAGGCGACGCUGGCGCUGGAACUCCGGAGGACCAUCGGUCGCAGAGACGCUCGGAGAGCCGCCGACAAGAGGGAGGAGCAGGAGCGGCGAGGUGCCGACGCCGGCUCGGACGCAGACUGA
Molecule: messenger RNA, 825 nt
Organism: Nerophis lumbriciformis (worm pipefish)
Lineage: Eukaryota; Metazoa; Chordata; Actinopteri; Syngnathiformes; Syngnathidae
Source: RefSeq, a predicted model, not a curated record